Gigantopelta aegis is the source of this 840-nucleotide messenger RNA. RefSeq names its product tigger transposable element-derived protein 6-like. Gene Ontology annotation, molecular function: DNA binding. Bases 1 to 840 code for a protein of 279 amino acids. The record is from RefSeq and is a predicted model, not a curated record. Gene Ontology annotation, cellular component: nucleus. The transcript has a single exon. NCBI's taxonomy places the organism in Eukaryota, Metazoa, Mollusca, Gastropoda, Neomphalida, Peltospiridae.
AUGACUGGCGUUUGCGUCAGAGAUUGCUUCAGCUUGUCAAAAGCUUGUUGUUCUGUUUGUGACCAUUUCCAUGCGAUGCCCUAUCUGGUGAGCUUCCUGGGGGGCUCAGGUGAGUGGUUGUCACGGUUCAAGUCCAGACACAACGUCACCAAACGCGUGUACGAGGGGAAAGCAGCAAGUGCCAACAACACUGCUGUAAUUAGCGGCAGAGAAGAGCUGAAGAAGGUGAUGAAGAACUACGAGCGGGAAGAUAUCUUCAAAAUGGAUGAAACCGGACUGUUUUUCAAACUGGGCCCAAAUUACACCUUAGCAUCAAAGCCAGUGAAAGGGGUUAAACGGUCAAAGGAGAGAAUAACAGUUGCAUUGUGUGCAAAUGCUACCUGGGAAACAAAAAUUAAGCAAUUAGUAAUUGCCAAAGCUCGGAGACCACGUUGUUUCGGAACCGAUUUCAACCCAGAGGUGUAUGUUCGGUACAAACACAACAAGAGGGCGUGGAUGACAUCCGAACUGUUCUGUGAUUGGUUGAGAGCUUUUGAUAGGCAGACGAAGUCACGAGGUCGCCAUGUUAUUCUGCUUGUUGACAAUGCCGCUAGCCAUGGUUGUACGCAUGUGCGGUUAACCAACGUAAAAGUCCAUUUCUUGCCACCAAACACCACUAAACAUAUUCAACCAAUGGAUGGACGAAUCAUAAGGACAUUCAAGGCAUAUUACCAGAGGUAUUUGGUCCAGCUUUACCUGAAUUGUGUCGAAGAGAACGAACCUCAAGUCGUCAGUAUACGACAGGCGUUGAGAUUUGUGAAACAAGCGUGGGGUGAGGUGAAACUGUUACAGUCACGUUGA